Messenger RNA from Talpa occidentalis (Iberian mole), 2137 nucleotides. RefSeq names its product nuclear cap binding protein subunit 2 (gene NCBP2). Bases 123 to 593 code for a protein of 156 amino acids. Gene Ontology annotation, cellular component: nuclear cap binding complex. The transcript is spliced from 4 exons. Gene Ontology annotation, biological process: mRNA cis splicing, via spliceosome. Lineage: Eukaryota; Metazoa; Chordata; Mammalia; Eulipotyphla; Talpidae. Gene Ontology annotation, molecular function: RNA cap binding. The record is from RefSeq and is a predicted model, not a curated record.
GCCGGGAUUGGUGCACACGCUUCCCAAUUUCGUCCCCUGCGUCUUGCGUUUCCGGUUCCUCGGUCGUCGCGGCGUCCUCGUUGUUCCCGAAGUGGCGGCGUCCUUGUCCACCUGCCUGCGCUAUGUCCGGUGGCCUCCUGAAGGCGCUGCGCAGCGACUCCUACGUGGAACUGAGCCAGUACCGGGACCAGCACUUCCGGGGUGACAAUGAAGAACAGGAAAAACUACUGAAGAAAAGCUGUACAUUAUAUGUUGGAAAUCUUUCCUUUUACACAACUGAAGAACAAAUCUAUGAACUCUUCAGCAAAAGUGGUGACAUAAAGAAAAUCAUUAUGGGCCUGGAUAAAAUUAAGAAGACAGCAUGUGGGUUCUGCUUUGUGGAGUACUAUUCAAGAGCAGAUGCAGAAAACGCCAUGCGGUACAUAAAUGGAACUCGUCUGGAUGACCGCAUCAUCCGCACAGACUGGGACGCAGGCUUUAAGGAGGGCAGGCAAUAUGGCCGUGGGCGAUCUGGGGGCCAGGUGCGAGAUGAGUAUCGGCAAGACUAUGAUGCUGGGAGAGGAGGCUACGGAAAACUGGCCCAAAACCAAUGAGUGGUGAGAGCCCCAUCAUGAAAAACAGUCCGUUAGCCUGUUGAAUUUGUUGACGUUUAUACCCAAGGUCUACAAACCUGCCCAUUUUUACCAAGCUUUGAUCAAUGUCCCUACCAAGCCAGAAGCCUCUUCAUAAGAAAUUAAAGGACAGCAUCCAAAAGUAUGCCUUUGAUUCUAUAGUCUUAGAAUCUUGACCAUGUGUCAGGUUUCCAGAAUGAGUUUCUGUUACCAGGUCAAAAAUUGUGUUCCUUGGCAACAGAUUCAUUCUGUAUUGUUGAUUGAUCUAUGAGCCAAAACACCAUGCUUCUUUUAGGAAGGCUGGAAAAAGUAAAAAACUUACUUACUCUGUUUCAGUAAGUUCAUGGUCUACAUUUGGACCUGAAAUUACAUUUCUUCAGUUUUAAGUUUGCAUGAGCUAAAGCUUAAUAAGUGGAGUUUUAUUUUUGUUCUAACUUAGGAACAGGUGUUUGACAGCUGGUUUGGUUUUCUGGGUUGAAUUCUAAUCUCUAAAGGCAAACUUAGGUGACAAGGGAACUUCCUAAAUAGUUGGUGCAAAAGCAAGCCUUAGACAAUCCCAGGGGACACCACCUGCUUCCAUGCUUUCUAUCAGAAAAUGAGAUACGGGACUUGACGGCUAUUUACCAAACAUAUUUUUCAAAAGAUGUAAAUGUUUUACCUAAAGCAAAAAAAAAGGCAAGGGGUUUAUAUAAGUUCAACUUAAUACUCUUAAAUGAGGGGAAGGGGAGACACUGUCAGUAAGAGAAGAGAGGAAAUACCAAGGGAGAUGUGGGUUAAAACACCACCUUGACAUCAUGAUGGUUGCUAUAAGGGCCACCAGAUUCAUUCUUUUCAUUUUCGGAGUGAUCUUGGUAUUGGAAUGGGCUUAAAAAUAAAAGGCUUGAAGAUACGAAAAUACGUAACAGAAAGAUCAGCAAUGAUUCUCUUAGGAAAUGUGCUUUGGCCAGUUCUCAUACUGAUCUUUUUUUCCCCUAAUGGUGCUUACUGAGUUUCAGAGCCUUAAUAGUGAGUUAAUGGUCUCUACAGAGAAGGGAAUCUACAGAAUUUAUUUUGCAUUUGUAAAGCAGGAGGUGGUUUUUCUCUGAUAUUAUAGGUGAACUGUUGCUCAUUAAAACUGCUAGUCUGGUAUCAUUUCCCCUGAUGUAAGUGGACUGUUCAUCUAGCAACAGAGCAUCUCCUAACUUCCAAUAAUUGUGAAAAUUGGGGCUGAAGUAUCUCAGUGUGAGCAUCUUUCAUGUACACUAAGUGUAGAUUUUUCUCAUUAAAUUCAAACUGGUUAUUUGAAUUUUUAAAAACUGCUUAGGAAAAAAACACAUUUGCAAACAUUUAAUUUAAUGAGGAUAUACUAUUCAUUAAAAUUUUUUUACACUAUCGUGCGAAUUAAUGUAUUUUAUAUUCUUUUGUAGUAAAACAUAACUGAUAUCUACAGGCCUUAAGACCACAGACAGUGGUUCCUAUUUGAAUUGUGUCUUCUGUAAUAGAUUUCAAUAAAGUUGGACCAACUUAUUGUCUGCGCCCAUUUCCUU